This is a messenger RNA of Microthlaspi erraticum, 948 nucleotides long. The record is from the annotation of a GenBank genome assembly. Lineage: Eukaryota; Viridiplantae; Streptophyta; Magnoliopsida; Brassicales; Brassicaceae.
AUGCCUCCACAACUUCAUCAAUCUUCCAUUCCUAUUCUCAAUCCUCCUCUACUUAGAUUCUCACCUCCUUCCUCUCCAGAUAAUCCCAAACACCAGAGGGAAUCAAAUAUCACCAUGCCAAAAUUCACUGUGCGUAAACUCAUACCUCUUCUUAUCUUCGUUCUUUCAAGCCUCUCUGUGCUUCGACUCAUCCGGAUUUCAUUCAAGUCUUCAUCCUCUGCAUCUCGGUCUUUCUCUUCAACCACAUUCCGGUUGAGUCCGGCUGAGUCCAGUCAGCAGAUCAGUGCCAAGACCGCUCUCACGGAAAAGGAACUCAAGCUCUUAUCAGAUACCAUUACUCGUAGAUCCCCUUGCAACGUUCUUGUUUUUGGAUUUGCAGCUCAAUACCUCAUGUUAUCUUCAAUCAACACCAGAGGCAUCACCGUCAUUCUUGACGAAGAACCUGCAAAGAUAAUGACACCAAAAGCUGAAGUAAAUCCCAACAACACAAGAAUCCACAGCUUGAAAUACCAUCAGAUGGAAGUCAAAAAUGCUUACAAUCUGCUUCGACUUGCUAGAGCUAAUCCCGCAUGCGCACCAAAUAUGAAUAAUCUACAUCAAGGCUCAUCAGACUGCAAACUGGAACUGCAGGACUUGCCACAGGAGGUACACAAUAUCAAAUGGGAUGUGAUAGUUGUUGACGGGCCACAUGGGAAUGACUUGGAGGCACCAGGUAGGAUGGGGAGUAUAUACACUGCAGCCGUGUUAGCUAGAAAAGGAAGUAGUAACUCGACUACGGAUGUGUUCGUGCAUGAUGUGCACAGGACUGCUGAGAAGUGGCUCUCCUGGGAAUUCUUGUGCCAGGAGAAUCAGGUUUCAGCUAAAGGAAACUUCUGGAAGUUUAGGAUCAAAGGUCAAUCAAACGCAACCAGGUUUUGCUCACCAGAAAAAAGCCUUGUCAGAUAUUAG